Striga hermonthica is the source of this 1101-nucleotide messenger RNA. The record is from the annotation of a GenBank genome assembly. Lineage: Eukaryota; Viridiplantae; Streptophyta; Magnoliopsida; Lamiales; Orobanchaceae.
AUGUGUGUUCAAGAAGCAGAGCAAGUGACUGAGGGAAUGGAGGACAUGGGCUUCCAAGAAGAUGAUGAUAACCCUAGCUUCAAGCCCAUGACUUGCAAUUCUCAACUUGAUUUCUCUAACACUCACAGUCAUAAUCCAUUCCAGCUGGAAAGCAUUUGCGAGAACUCCACUGUUUCUGAAAGAAUGCACUUUGUCCCUAUCCUGCGGUCGGGAGAUUGGUCGGAUAUUGGAGGCCGGUUGGAUAUGGAGGACACUCAUAUUUGUAUUCCGAACUUGGCUACUAAUUUUGGUUACGAUUUAAGUGGUGCAGAAGCUAUAUCCUUUUAUGGCGUGUUUGACGGGCAUGGCGGGAAAUGUGCAGCUCAGUUUGCACGUGACCACUUGCCGAGAAUUAUUGUUGAGGAUGCCGAUUUUCCCUUGGAACUCGAGAAGGUGGUAACGAGAUCUUUCAUUGAGACUGAUGCAGCUUUUGAAAAAUCUUGCGCAAUUGAGUCCAAUUUGUCAUCUGGAACAACUGCUCUAACCGCUAUGAUUUUCGGAAGAUCAUUGCUCGUUGCAAAUGCGGGGGACUGUCGAGCCGUGCUAUCUCGAUCCGGAUUCGCCAUUGAGAUGUCAAACGACCACCGUCUUACUUGCUUGAACGAGCGGUCGAGAGUCGAGUCCCUUGGUGCUUACGUGGACGAUGGGUACUUGAAUGGCCAGCUGGCGGUGACUCGGGCCUUGGGCAAUUGGCACAUCAAGGGCCUAAAGGGGCCCAAAAACGAUGGGCCCCUCAUUGCCGAGCCCGAGCUGAAGCUGAUCACUCUCACAAAGGAGGACGAAUUCUUGAUCAUUGCAAGUGACGGUAUAUGGGACGUGUUCAGAAGUCAAAACGCGGUGGAUUUUGCAAGGAGACGGUUAAAGGAGCACAAUAAUGUGAGGUUGUGUUGUAAGGAGAUCGUGGAUGAGGCAAAGAAACGUGGGGCUACCGAUAAUCUGACGGUGGUUGUCGUGUGUUUUCAUACGGACCCGCCAAAGUCGGUUGUGGUGCAGAGGGCUAGGGUGAGGAGGUCUAUUUCAGCAGAAGGGCUUCAAAACCUUAAAUUUCUACUUCAAGGCUAA